AUGAAUACUGUUGAAGCAUUUUCGGAGCUUGUGCGUCUUUACGCCAGGGACGAUGACGAAUCAUGUGUUGAUAGUAACGAUUAUAACGGCGAGUACAUGGGUGCUCGAAUUUCAGCUGUUUUCGUCAUUCUUUUUACAUCAUCUUUUGGUGCAUUUUUCCCCCUUCUUUCUUCUAGAUACUCUUUCAUCAGACUUCCUGACGCCUGCUUCUUCAUUGCCAAAUAUUUCGGAUCCGGUGUCAUUGUGGCAACUGCAUUUAUUCAUCUUCUUCAACCGGCUGAUGAAAAUCUAAGUUAUGAGUGCUUAGGUGCUCCUUUCACUGAGUAUCCAAUGGCAUACGCUAUUUGCUUGAUUAUGAUCUUCGUCAUGUUCUUUUCCGAGUUGAUCGCUUACAGAUGGAUAGAAACCAAAAUUGGAACCAUCAACCCAUCAGAAAAGGCUCCUCUCGCACAUUCGUCGACAGAUGAUGACGAUGAGAUCGACGAUCAGAAAGAUGAGAAACGUGAUCGUACUGUCCCACAGGACUUGGAGUCAUUACCAAAGAGUGGUGAAGAAGCAGGCUUGGCUAAAGAUCAGCAAUGGGAUGCAGACCAUUAUGCUCAUGAACGUGACCACCAGGAUCCAGAGGUUAUCGGCACAAAAGCGGAAAACAAGGCCAAGGAGGAUUAUGCAGGAAACUUGCUUAACGUGUUUGUUUUGGAAUUCGGUAUCAUUUUCCACUCCGUUUUUAUUGGAUUGACUCUUGCCUGCUCAGGUGAUGAGUUCAUAUCUCUUUACAUUGUGUUGGUCUUCCACCAGAUGUUCGAAGGUUUGGGUUUGGGUACCAGAAUUGCUCUAGUUGAUUGGCCAAAGGAGAGGAAGUAUACUCCUUGGCUUUUGGCCCUCUCUUAUGGUCUCACAACCCCUGUUUCUAUUGCAAUUGGAUUGGGUGUUAGAAAAUCAUACCCACCAUAUUCAACCCGUGCCUUAAUCGUUAAUGGUUGUUUCGACUCCGUUUCCGCAGGUAUUUUAGUCUACACAGGUAUGAUCGAGUUGAUGGCUCACGAGUUCCUUUUCUGCGAUGAUUUCAAAGGAAGAACUGGAUUUAAAAGGAUGAUAAUCGCCUUUCUCGUUAUGUGCGUUGGUGCGGGCUUAAUGGCUCUUUUGGGCAAGUGGGCUUAG
Brettanomyces bruxellensis is the source of this 1161-nucleotide messenger RNA. RefSeq lists its product as uncharacterized. The record is from RefSeq and is a predicted model, not a curated record. Bases 1 to 1161 code for a protein of 386 amino acids. Gene Ontology annotation, biological process: zinc ion import across plasma membrane. The transcript has a single exon. Gene Ontology annotation, cellular component: plasma membrane. Gene Ontology annotation, molecular function: low-affinity zinc ion transmembrane transporter activity. NCBI's taxonomy places the organism in Eukaryota, Fungi, Ascomycota, Pichiomycetes, Pichiales, Pichiaceae.